Messenger RNA from Galendromus occidentalis (western predatory mite), 2761 nucleotides. RefSeq names its product RILP-like protein homolog. Bases 353 to 1441 code for a protein of 362 amino acids. The record is from RefSeq and is a predicted model, not a curated record. Gene Ontology annotation, molecular function: dynein light intermediate chain binding; small GTPase binding. NCBI's taxonomy places the organism in Eukaryota, Metazoa, Arthropoda, Arachnida, Mesostigmata, Phytoseiidae. Gene Ontology annotation, cellular component: cytoplasm; ciliary basal body. Gene Ontology annotation, biological process: cilium assembly. The transcript has 8 exons.
GGUUGGCUCGACGGUCGUGUGUGCGUAUGUGUGAAAGCAGCCCUCAUUUCAGCAGGCUAUUACACCCCGACAGCAGUCCGCUGCACUUGCUCAUGGUUGUUGUUCGAUGGUGGAGGGGCGGUCGGUUUUGUGCUCUGGGUUCUCAUAACCCCCGUGAGUCCGAGGAUAAAAUGACGAUGAGGAAGUGAACCUCCGCGAGUCUUUGCGAGAGCAGCCCGUACCCGUGUGUCGAUGAGCGAAGAUCCUGACGAAUUCGUUUCGUACUGACUCUCGUCCAUCAGUCAAAGACAGCUGACGGUGCCAGCCUGAGUUUGCCGCGCUCGGAAGGCUCAGUCUUAACUCUUGUGCCAAAAUGGAUCAUCUUCCAGCGUUGAAGUGCUCUACGCAAGAGGACGUCUAUCUCCUCAGCGCCGACAUCGGCCGCGAAAUCGAACACCUGGUAGAUGUCUUCGGCGUCGAUUCAGUUAAAUCGCUUGUGCCCAAAUUGAUUCGAGUGCUGGAAUUUCUCGAAACAGCUGUACGCCAAAACGAAACGCUCCGUGAGGAGGCCGACCAUCUCCUUCAGACUGUCAAGCAGCUCGAAUACGAUAAAAAUGAAAAAGCCGUCUAUCGGAAAAAAUUCGAACAGGAGCUCGAACAAAUAGAAGAUAUGUGGCGGAGUGAGAUGAAGGAUCUGUCGUGCCUCGUGACGCGCUUGCAGGAGGAAAACACACGUUUGAGUUCUAGUCUACGGGAGAAAACCGAAUCCAUGAUUCAAGACGAAUCGACAGAUGGAGGCCCGGGAGCUUGUGAUAGUGGAAUAUUCACGAACGGAUUAUCUCAGUCCGACAUAGAAAUGCUUAAUCGUCUGAAAGAAGCUUUCGACCGACAAGCAAGCCAGCUUCACACUCAGGAGAAAGAGCUCGCGCAACGACUCCAGGACAUCGAGAGCCUUGAACACCAGGUCGAGAGGCUGCAUAAAGUCAAUGCAGACGGUUGCGCGAAAGUCCGAUCGCUCGAACACCAAGUCAAUAUAGUCACGGGGGAACGAGAGGAAAUAGCUAGUCGUUUGGAGGACAUACACCGAGAACGCGAUCAGCUGAGAACGCAAAUUUCACUGGAACGCAAAGACAAACAAGAUGAGCUGCUUGAAGCGGUCAUGAGGAACUCACCGCCAAGCCUCACAGAGUAUAAAAAGGUGUGCCAAGAUAAAAAGGAGCUCGAAGCUCGCGUGAGAUUCCUCGAAGGAGAAUUAGAGUUCUACAAACCACCGGUAGCUAAAACGCCGUCAGAAGACUCUGGUGGCGAGGAUGAAAGAAUACAACUUGAAGGCGAAGAGGAAUUCCCUGUUCAGGGACCGAUCAACAAGGAGCCGGAUGAGAAAUUGGAUUUUUCUCGGGAAAGCACGUUGGGCAUAAAGCGAUUCUUUCCGAAGCUUUUCUGGACCUCACGGAGGAGUUGAUCAGAAUACCAUAUCAAGCCGCAAGUGGACACGCAGAUCAGUCCCGCGGGCGUUCGGCGUCUCCUACUCUGACGCUAUUCAACAUAAGCAUAGUGCCACCAUCGAUGUCGGAUCUCGCGUCUAUUCAAGAAAACGCCUGGAAUGAUUUCUUCCUGGAUUCGUCGAGGAACUCCAUUUGAGAUUCAUCGACGGAGUCAUCCGCUAACAAGACGCGGACGCUUGUGGGAACUAUACGUAUGAGAGAACUCGAUUCGAAUCGAGCUCGCUUAGCGUAGUCUACGGCAUUGAGAUCCCACGCACUGUGAGGCCAGAACAAAAAAGUCAUAGGGACCGAAUACAUAGAGAAGCUCACCAAAACACCCGUUGAAAAACUCCGAUGGGAACGUACCUAGGUCGGAAUUAUGUAGCUUUGUUAAUUUACGCAGAUGUUGCGAACGUCGUUGUCAUGUUGGCUCCACAUCGGUCCAUAGUCGUAUACUCUGUACAUCGGAAAUUUCCGCCGUCUGGUCGGAAUCUCUAUUUCAGAAUCACGCUCCGUUUCCCAUAUUGUUCUGUUCUCGGACGAUGUCCUCAAAACGACGACUCUGGUCUGAUGUUCUAGCCAACGAGUUGAGAUGAGCGAACUGACCGAAAAGCCGAUCAUAAUCAUAUCCUUAAUAUAUUAAACAGAACCCGACUCGAUCCCAGCUGGAAAACGAAAUUCGUCGUCGACGUGCGGACCAUGCGGGAAGAGGGAACUCUCCCUGCGGCAUUCGUGAUAAUCGCGACCUGGGGAUAUCAGAGGAUCUUGUAUGAUAUCAGAGCCGGGAGGGGUGGGGGUAACUUAUCAUAAACUAUUUAUCUAUAGGCAGUCCUGGGCAUAGACAGGGGGUUGCGGAGAACGUGUGCGAAGCGUACCGGUUUCGGAUCACUCAAGAGGGAUAACAUGGGGGGCUACCUGAUGUUGAUCAGGCCAAUCAUUCGCCACCCCUAUUGGAUUCUAAGGCGCCACCCCCUGCGACGAGUUAUGGACCAAGAUCUUAUAAUCCUAGGCGCCCUAGGUCCAAAACAGGAACAUGGCGCGAAAUCGGUAUGCUUCCCCUGGAUGUCAUUCGAAGGUGAUCCGGGCGCGGGGAUCUGGGACAUAGGGGCGCACCCAAGUUCCCUUAUGUUAGGUGUUUGAGUGCUCCCGACUUCCCCGCAGAUAGUCCCCAAGGCCAGGGAGCCUCGUAGUCGAUGUACCUUCGAGAGAAUGCCGUCGAGUACAGUUCAAGGCCCGGAAAAACUUAGGCUCAUCGUUAAAUAAAGAGGCGCACAAACGCACCUAUGUGACGUCAGAGU